CCCCUUCCUUUUACCCCAAUGACUACCGAUUUCUGUGUGAAUCAUAAAAGCAUGUUUCUCCGUAGAGAAAUAUGCUUAAAAGAGUGUGUCAGAAAUAUCAGUUAUAAUCGGUGGUAGCGCAGUGAUCAGUCGCGUGCAUAUCGUUUAGACUUUUUGAAGCUUUAUAUAUAAUACCAAAUAAUCCAAAAAAUGAAUUCGUUUGUUACAGGUUCUGAUAUUGCAACAGGCAGUGGACAUCAGCAGCCAUCGAAGAGAAAGCUUUCCCCUGUAAAAGAAGUUAGAAAUACUAUAUUGCAUAAACCAGUUAUCAAUGGUAGCCCAGUUGCGAAGAAAAAAUUUGUUCCAACCAUCCCACCAACUCGUUCUAAGAAAACAUCUGAUUCCCCAUCAUUGAAGGAAAGGAAACCAAUUCAACCGUACAAGGGAAUUCCUAGGAGGGGAGGUCAUGGAAGGGGGACUAAAAAUGGAAUGAAUAAUUUGAGGCAGCCCCAUCAGAGACGGCCAGUAAACCAUGGCAACAGACCAGUUGCACAAUAUCAAAAACCAGUACUCGUUCAGAUGGAAGGAAGUCUGUUUGGGCAAGGGGUGGCAAUGGAAAAGGGAAAGCAUGCAUCCAAACUACAAAAUCAAGCUACCCUAGACCCUGUUCUGAAUGCACUCAGUGCAGUUGACAGAUUUGAGGAUUUACAAAAUAAUAAUUUAUCAACCCGACUGCUAAAAAGUCAACUACUGAUACCACAAUCUAGCUCAGCUGAUUCCAAAAGUCCAGAAUCACAGCUGGAGAGUAAUCAACUGAUUUUGAAGAGAGACAGUCAAAUUCACAAUGAAGACCAGGUGGUGGUGAAUCAGAAGUUGUCAGAAAAACUGAAAUUUCACCAAGUAGAAGGUGUAAAGUUUAUGUGGAAUGCAUGUUUCAGAACCAGCACAAGUGCUGGAUGUGUGCUUGCACAUUGCAUGGGUUUAGGCAAAAGCUUGCAAGUUGUAACUUUGACCCAUACUGUACUUACUAAUGCUAUAUGUCAGGUAAAUCGUGUAAUGGUGGUGUGUCCACUUAGCACGGUCUUAAACUGGGAAAACGAGUUCAGGAUCUGGCUUCCUGGUGACACAUUCACAACUCUGAACGUUUGCGAAUUAGCUAGCAGUAAAACGAGUAAAACGAGAGAAACAAAAAUUAAAAAAUGGCUGAAUAUCGGAGGAGUAUUGAUUUUGGGGUAUGAAAUGUUUCGAACACUUACCAAAGAGAAAAAGAAGCUUACUGAGCAGGACGAGGUAUUUCGGCAAGCCUUAGUUGAUCCGGGUCCGGAUGUACUUAUUUGUGAUGAAGGACAUUUAUUGAAAAACGAAGAUUCUGAAAUUUACAAAGCCAUGAAUCAGAUUUGCACUCGACGCCGAAUUAUGCUAACUGGCACACCUCUUCAAAAUAGUCUGUUCGAAUUCUAUACAAUGGUUCAGUUUGUUAAGCCUGGACAACUGGGUACGAAAGCAGAAUUCGGAAAACGUUUUGUAAAGCCGUUGGAAAAAGGACAGGCGGUCGACUCCACCCCGGAAGAUGUUCGUGUCAUGAAACGGCGAGCUCUUAUUCUUCAUAAGAUGCUUGAAAAUAUUGUUCAGCGUUUUGACAGCAACGUCCUUGCACCCUUUUUACCACCCAAAUAUGAAUAUGUUGUAUCCAUAAGGAUGUCGGAGCUCCAAAUCCGCCUUUACCUUUAUUAUUUGGAAAAUCACACUAAAGGAGGGAGUAUCCAACCCUCCGGAAAUCAAGGUGAAAGUGCUGGAUUGUUCAGCGACUUUCAGCAGCUUGCCCGAGUUUGGACUCAUCCAAAGGCUUUGCUUUUGGCAUGUAAUCGUCCGGAUUCAAGGAACUCAACUCGACAUGCUGUUUCAAAAAUUUCCAGUAGUGGUGAAGGAAAGGCGAAAAAAAAUGCCAAAAACGACGAUGACGAUGAUUACCUCAUGAGGACCGAGGAACAAAUUUUCGGCGAGGACGUGUGUAUGCAAGAUCCGGUUGACCAAGCUUUAACGUCGUCCAGCAGUCCUUGGUGGUCAGAUUUAAUCUCAGAAAACGAAAUUAACAACAUAGAACACAGUGGAAAAUUUGUUCUGCUGAUGGAUAUUCUUCGGGAGUGCGAGCUGAUUGGUGAUAAAUUAUUGGUCUUCAGCCAGUCGCUCACAAGCCUAGAUCUGAUAGAAGAGUUUCUUGCAAUUGAAGAUUUCAAAAAUCAAAUCAGAAGCACUAACGAAACCAAUGGGAAGGUUGUUGGCGGCACGUGGAAUAUCAAUACUGAUUACUUUCGACUGGAUGGCUCCACGUCUUCCGAACAGCGUCUUAAAUGGUGCCGAGCGUUCAAUGACCCCCAAAAUCCCCGUUCGCGUCUGUUUAUAAUCUCAACUAGAGCUGGCGGUAUAGGCAUAAAUUUGGUGGGAGCCAACCGCGUCAUAAUUUUUGAUGCUUCAUGGAACCCGUCACAUGAUCUUCAAAGUGUCUUCCGGGUUUACCGGUUAGGACAAAAGAAGCCGUGUUACAUUUAUCGCUUCGUAGCUCAGGGAACCAUGGAAGAAAAAAUCUAUUAUCGCCAGGUAGCCAAACUCUCACUAUCAAGGCGUAUUGUUGACGAGGAACAAAUCGAUCGUUACUUCGGCUCAAACGAUUUGACUGACCUCUAUACAUUUAAUGCCGAUGGCCAGUUUUCGUUACCGGCUUCAAUACAAGAGCGUGAUGACUCUUCUCUUCUUGACGACAACCUGUUGGCUGGAGUCGCAGUUCGACUGAAAGAGUGGGUUGGUGGGUACCAAGCACACGAUUCUUUGCUUCAGAAUCGUCCUGAAGAAUAUCUCGAAGACAGUGAGCAGCAAGCCAUUUGGAAAAUAUUUCAAGUAGAAAAAGAAAAAGAGACUUCGUUGACGCAAGCAAGCUCGCAAAUAACUCUGUGAUGAAGUUGGUUUUGUUUAGAACCUGAGUAGGUAGACCUAGUCUUAGUGAUUACUGCCAUUUUAGGCAUUUCCUUAUUGCUCUGCGUGGAACGCAUUCAUCAUGUAUUUCUGUUGAAUUUCGUUUUUCUUUUUUGUUAAUUUCUAAAUAGAAUUUCGGUUUCUUAAUCCAACGGGUAAUGUAAUAUUUCGUUGAUGUAGUUAGUAUCUACGAAACUUAGACACAAUUUAAUAGACCUGUUGUGUUCUAGAAAAGCACGAGUUCCAAGCCAUGAAAACCACCAAACAAACACAUGCGUCCAUUCUAUCAUGUAGUUUACAGCAAUGUGGGGACGAUUGGUGGGAGGGUGUUAAAUGAGCUAGUUUAUUUGAACACCUGUUAGCGCACCUGAGUAAGCGGCCCAGGAUCCUAUCGACCCAAAAAUUCGUUUUUAUCAUUGCAUGCUUUAGCUUGUACGACACUUUGUAUUUUAUUUUAUUGCGUUGGAAUUGUGGUAGUUGGGUUUAGUAGAAUUUCGCCGUCGCUUAUUUUGGCCCUCAUCAAAAUGAGGUGUUGUUACGUUUUUCUUUUAAUAGUGGUAGUGGGUACUGCUAUCGCUUCCUCCGAAUUCAAACCAAAUCCUGAUGUAGACGAGCGUUGGGAACGUUUUAAGGUAAAAUUUCGUAAGACGUAUGCUAGUGAUGCUGAAGAAUUGAAAAGACGAGAAAUUUGGGAGAAGAACAUCGCCAACAUUGACAAACACAAUGAGGAGUUUAAGGAAGGCAAACAUUCCUACACGCUAGCAGAGAACAAAUACGCUGACAUGACGAAGGAGGAAUGGAAAAAUCAUUUAAAGGGGAAAAAACCUUCAAAGAAACCGAAAAAGAAGACUGCUUAAUGAGACAUUCAGCGACAGCAAGGAGUAGGGGAGUCGAUCCUUUCCUACAGGCUCAUGUCCCAUUCCCGACCGAUUACAUCACCGUCUUGCAUCAGAACACGUCCCUCGUUCAGCCAGCAAACACCGCAUUUUUUUAGCAGAUUUCAGACAGAACGCAAAAUCUUCUUCGUCAUCUAAAAAUAUAACCGGCGAUUACUUUCAAACACUUGCCAAUCUAUACAGCGAACCACCGAAUACAAAAUUUUGUCUAUUGGCGGGAUUCCACCCCGCUUUUUGUGUAGACUACUAAACGGAAAAGAUGCUGGUA
This is a messenger RNA of Daphnia magna, 4113 nucleotides long. Its product is annotated as transcriptional regulator ATRX homolog. Gene Ontology annotation, cellular component: nucleus. Gene Ontology annotation, molecular function: ATP-dependent chromatin remodeler activity; ATP hydrolysis activity; ATP binding. The transcript is spliced from 14 exons. Bases 190 to 2931 code for a protein of 913 amino acids. NCBI's taxonomy places the organism in Eukaryota, Metazoa, Arthropoda, Branchiopoda, Diplostraca, Daphniidae. The record is from RefSeq and is a predicted model, not a curated record.